CCUUCCACUUCCCUCAUCACUACUUUCCCCCCGCUUGCCCCCCUUGCCCAACAUGGUAGCCGUCCAAUCCCCGGACGUCGCCCGGAUCACACUGCACGUCCCCAUUCCCCUCUGGACACACCUGUACGUCUUGCCAUUUCUCUUCCUCUAUCCGCUCUACCUCUACGCAUACUACGUGGCCUACGACAGUUGGAUCAAGUCGGAAGAAUGGACAUUCGUAUACACGGUAUCCCUCGUCGUUUCGCAUGCUCUGGCCUUCCUGGGUACCAAAUGGAGCAUAGGGUUCAAGGCGUGGGUAACGACGAAGCAGGUCAAGGACCUGCCCAGCGCCAAGCUGGUGAGGGUCUUCCCGCAAGCGCACAAGGGAGAGGGAAUGAUUGUACCCCUCGUAGUCAGUAGGCACGAGGUAGCUUUCACGUAUCAGGCAGACAAGUACAUUUUGGCCUUGCCGGAUAUCAAGGCGCCAGAGGGGUCCAUCUACAGGGCAAGGGACAUUACGGAGCCCACCUUUAGACGAUUGCCUUACCCCGCCGACUCGAGCCCGCCCUUGAGCCAUUUCCAGGCUUCGAGAGGUUUGGUCAGCGAGGACGAUGCCAUGGCUACUUUGGCGACGUAUGGAGGUAAUCAAUUUGAGAUCCCCAAGCCAAGCUUCACCGAGCUCUUCGCUGAGCACGCCGUAGCCCCCUUUUUCGUCUUUCAAGUCUUCUGCGUCGGCCUCUGGAUGCUCGACGAGUACUGGUACUACUCCCUCUUCACCCUCUUCAUGCUCAUCGUCUUUGAGUGCACCGUCGUGUUCCAACGACUGCGAACAUUGAACGAGUUUAGGACCAUGUCCAUCACUCCUUUCCAGAUCUACGUGUAUCGCUCGCGCGAGUGGCUUCAGGUGUCGACGACGGAGCUGCUCCCGGGAGAUGUGGUGUCGAUCACGAGGACAAAGGAAGAUACGGCCACACCCUGCGAUUUGCUGCUGCUCGCGGGAACGACGAUUGUGAACGAGGCGAUGCUGAGUGGCGAGUCGACGCCCCUGCUCAAGGAGAGUAUUGAGCUGCGCAACCCAUCGGACAGACUAGACGUCAACAAUGUGGAUCGCAACGCCGUCGUAUUUGGUGGCACCAAGGUCCUCCAGACGACCAGCGCAGACGCGACCUCGCAGUACGCCAAGGAAGGCAUGGUUGCCCCCGAUGGCGGAGCUUUGGGUCUUGUCCUCCGCACAGGCUUCGGUACCUCGCAGGGCCAGCUUAUCCGCCUCAUGGUCUUCACCAACGAAGGCCGCGUAACGGCAGACAACGUCGAAGCGUUCCUCUUUAUCGGCUUCCUCCUCAUUUUCGCCAUCGCUGCGAGCUGGUACGUCUGGACACGCGGUCUCGAGAUGGGGCGUCCAAAGGGCAAGCUCCUCCUCGACUGUGUCCUCAUCAUCACAUCCGUCGUCCCGCCCGAGCUACCCAUGGAGCUCAGCAUGAGCGUAAAUGCUUCCCUGAUGGCGCUCAGCAAGAAGGCCAUCUUCUGCACUGAGCCCUUCCGCAUCCCCUACGCCGGCCGCGUCGACGUGUGCUGCUUCGACAAGACGGGCACUAUCACGGACACGGACCUGGAGGUGCAGGGCGUAGCGGCUAUCGGUGCUCGUCUGCCCCGCGACUUGAUCCCGCUUAAGCAGCUCCCUCGCGAAACGACAAUCACCCUGGGUGCGGCGCAUGCGCUUGUGCUUCUGGAGGACGGCGUGGUGGGGGACCCGAUGGAGAAGACCACGCUGGAGAGUAUGGGAUGGGAGCUGCGCAAAGGUGAUGUACUCUCGCCUGCCGAUGUAAAGACUUCGGCGCAUCGGAUUGAGGUGGGGGUCAAGCGACGUUUCCAGUUCUCGUCAGCGUUGAAGAGGAUGUCGACGUUGAGCUACGUGAGUGAUGUUGGUGGAGGGAAUAAGAGGCUGAUCGCUGCGGUCAAGGGCGCUCCGGAGACGUUGAAGGGGAUGUAUAGCAAGGUGCCCGAGGGCUAUGAUGAGACGUACAAAGGCUUCGCUCAGCGCGGCUCGCGCGUCCUCGCCCUAGGUUACAAGUACGUGGACAACCUCCCCUCGUCCAACCUCAACGAUGUGCAACGCGAGCAGGUCGAGUCCUCGCUCGAGUUUGGCGGUUUCCUCAUCUUCCACUGCCCGCUCAAGCCAGACGCAAAGGCCACGCUCCAACAGCUCAACGACUCCUCACACCGCAGCAUCAUGAUCACGGGUGACUCCCCGCUCACCGCAGUCCACGUAGCCGCCGAAGUGGAGAUCGUAGACCGCGAGGCACUGAUCCUCGAUGCGCGCGAGGGAGCCACCUCGCCCACCCAGCUCAGCUGGCGCACACCGGACGAAAGCGUCGUCAUCGAUGUGGAUUCGAGCGCUCCGCUUGAUCGAGGACUGUUCGAGAAAUACGACCUCUGCCUCACGGGAGCGGCCGUCGCACAGUACGCUGAGCAGACGGAGGCGUGGGAGCAGCUGGUCCAGCACACGUGGGUGUACGCGCGUGUCAGCCCGGCACAGAAGGAGUUGAUCUUGAAUACCCUCAAGCGCCUGGGCUACGUGACGCUCAUGGCCGGCGAUGGGACCAACGAUGUAGGCGCGCUCAAGGCGGCCAACAUCGGCGUGGCAUUGCUGGACGGCACGCCGGAGGACAUGCUCAAGAUUGCUGAGCACCAACGCAACGAGCGAAUGAAGAAGGUGUACGAGUCACAGCUGGGCCUCAGUGCUCGGUUCAACCAGCCUCCCCCUCCUGUGCCGCCUGCCCUCAAGACCCUCUACCCUGACCUGGAGACGGCCCGUGAGGAAGCGCUCAAGAAGCAGCAGCUGGCGCGCACGGCCAACCCUGGUCAGGCUCCGAAGUUCGACCUCUCCUCCAUCACGAGCAAGAUGGCCGACCUAGAAGGCGACGACGGUGGACCCCCCACGAUCAAGCUGGGCGAUGCAAGUGUAGCGGCUCCCUUUACCUCGAAGCUCCGCGUAAUGGACAGCAUAGUCCAGAUUAUCAAGCAAGGCCGUGCCUCUCUGGUAGCCACGAAUCAGACGUACAAGACGCUCGGCCUCUCUUGCCUCUCAUCCGCGUACGCCCUCUCUUUCCAGUACCUGGAGAACGUCAAGUUCGGCGACUACCAGAUGACAAUCAGCGGCGUCCUUUUGAGUGCGGCCAUGUUCUUCAUCUCACGUGCCCAGCCUCUCGACAAGCUGAGCAAAGAACGCCCUCUCUCUACAAUCUUUGGCCUCUACUUCUUCUCCUCGGUGUUCCUCCAAUUCCUCCUCCACCUAGCCACAAUGCACUGGACGACCCAAGUCCUCGUCCGUCGCUACGAGGCUCCAGAGCAGGAGGUGGACCUCGAAGCAAAGUUCAACCCUUCCCUGCUCAACAGCGCUGUCUUCCUACUCAACACCCUCCAGCAGGUAAACGCAGUAACGGUCAACUUUGUUGGGCACCCUUUCCGCACUUCUAUUCGGGAGACGCCCGGCCUCUUCUACGGCUUGGCAGGUUGUGCCUUCCUUUCCGUUGCGGGUACCCUGGAGAUCAUGCCUGAGCUCAACGACUGGCUCCAGCUCGUCAAACUCCCCGGUCCCUUCCAAGUGCGACUCCUAGCCGUAAUGGCCGUCGAUUACUUUGGGGCAAUGGCCAUCGAGUGGGGCGCUAAGGCCUUGUUUGCGGAUUUGGAGCCGAAGGCGCUCAUUGUUAGGGGGAGGGAGAGGAGGGAAAAGAGGAGGAAGGCAUUGAGUGAUAAUUUGGCAGAGUUGACUGCCAUUGCUGAGAAGAGGGCACAGCAGGAGGGUGAGGGAGGGGUGCAGCAGCAGCAGGGUAAUGGGAAGAGUACGGCUGUUCCGCAGGGUGGGAAGGCGAGUAAGAGGAGGUGAGAGGGGUGAUGAGGGAGGAAAAGAGCACGGAUAGAUGACUGCAAGUGGUGAGGCGGUUUGAGUGUCUUAUAGAGCUAGUAGAUGAACGAAGUGAACAUGGAAGACGUGAAUGAUGCAUGAGACUCAUUGCUGUGCUCAUGAAACAUAACGAUAAUGU
This is a messenger RNA of Jaminaea rosea, 4022 nucleotides long. Its product is annotated as putative SPF1-P-type ATPase. Bases 53 to 3865 code for a protein of 1270 amino acids. Gene Ontology annotation, cellular component: endoplasmic reticulum membrane. The transcript is spliced from 3 exons. Gene Ontology annotation, biological process: intracellular calcium ion homeostasis. The record is from RefSeq and is a predicted model, not a curated record. Lineage: Eukaryota; Fungi; Basidiomycota; Exobasidiomycetes; Microstromatales. Gene Ontology annotation, molecular function: P-type ion transporter activity; ATP hydrolysis activity; ATP binding.